This is a messenger RNA of Pollicipes pollicipes, 4405 nucleotides long. RefSeq names its product putative chitinase 10. Gene Ontology annotation, molecular function: chitinase activity; chitin binding. Bases 145 to 3330 code for a protein of 1061 amino acids. The record is from RefSeq and is a predicted model, not a curated record. Gene Ontology annotation, cellular component: extracellular region. NCBI's taxonomy places the organism in Eukaryota, Metazoa, Arthropoda, Thecostraca, Pollicipedomorpha, Pollicipedidae. Gene Ontology annotation, biological process: carbohydrate metabolic process; chitin catabolic process. The transcript is spliced from 20 exons.
GCGCGCCGGUUGGACAGUGGUGCGGCGCAGCCAGCUGCGUGCAGUCGAUCUUGAGCCAGCCAGCGCGAGGCGCGGGAGGCGGCGAGGUGUCGAGUGGAGAGCGAGGCGCCCGUCUCGGACAGGAGCUCACACCGAGCACACACCAUGGGUGUAAGCAGACGACUUCUGUUUUUACUGCUGGUGACCGUAGCGGCGGCUUCAGUCGCUUCCGCCGCUGAAGUGAAGCGGAUCCACCUGCGCCGCUCCUCCCGGCGCCGCCAGCCAGACGUCGCGGCCUCGGUGGCCCCGCAGGAGACGCUGGCCGCGGCCGAGUCGCAGCGCCGGGUCAACGUCGCCAAGGAGGAGGAGAAUGCCGUGGGAACCAGGACCGUACAGGCGGCCAGCAGUUCGACGAGCAGCGGCAGAGGUAGGGGCAGAGGCCGGGGCCGGGGCCGGGGCAGAGGCCGGGGCCGAGGCAGCUCGAGGACCUCGUCGGCGCAGAUCGCCGUCAGCAAGAAGAGGCCCGCAGCGGCGCCGAGCAGCACCGCGCCAUCCCGGGCCCCGGUCGCUGCCGUAGCCUCUCGGCCCGUGGCGUCCAGCGACCGCAAGAUCGUCUGCUACUUCACCAACUGGUCCCAGUACCGGUCAUCUAUUGGGAAGUACCUGCCUGAGAGCCUCGACCCCUUCCUCUGCACGCACGUCGUCUUCGCCUUCUCGUCCAUGAAAAACAAUCGGUUGGCUCCGUUCGAGCACAACGAUCUCUCGAAGGACGGCAAGGUGGGCCUCUACGAGCAGGUCACCAACCUCAAGAAGAUCAACCCCAAGCUGAAGGUGCUGCUGGCUAUCGGUGGCUGGUCCUUCGGAACGAAAAAGUUCAAGGACAUGAGCAGCAACAGAUACAACCGUAGGACUUUCGUCUACAGCGUGGCUCCGUACUUGCGCGAGUACAACUUUGACGGUCUCGACCUGGAUUGGGAAUACCCCAAGGGCGCCACCGACAAGACUAACUUCGCCAACUUGUGCAGCGAGCUCCACGAGGCGUUCGACCAGGAGGCGCGCGAGACCCGUCAGGACCGCCUGCUGCUCACGGCCGCGGUCCCGGUCGGCCCUGACACCAUCCGCGGCGGAUACGACGUGCCCAAGCUGGCCAAGUCCUUGGACAUCUUCAACAUCAUGGCCUACGACUUCCACGGCAAGUGGGAGUCGCAGACGGGACACAACGCCCCGCUCAACGCCCACUCCACGGACUCCACGUGGCGCAAGCAGCUCUCCGUCAACGCCUCUGUCCACAUGUGGAUGCGCCUGGGCGCGCCUGCGCACAAGAUCGUUGUCGGCAUGCCGACGUACGGCCGUAGCUUCACUCUGGCCAACCCGGCCAACCCCGCCGUAAACGCCCCGGCCAGCGGAGGCGGCAACGCCGGCACCUACACCAAGGAGGCCGGCUCCCUGGCCUACUACGAGCUGUGCGAGAUGCUCUACAACGGCGCCCAGUACACCUGGGACACGGACAUGUCCGUGCCGUACCUGGUCGACGGCAACCAGUGGGUCGGCUUCGACGACGAGCGCUCCAUUCGCAUCAAGAUGGACUUCAUCAAGGAUAUGGGCCUGGCAGGAGCCAUGGUCUGGUCUUUGGACAUGGACGACUUCAACGCGGCGGCCUGUAAGGGCGCCAAGUACCCGCUGAUUUCGGCCAUGAGAGAGGAGCUGCUGGGUAUAUCACGGUCGGACAAGAAGAAGGACAUCGACUGGACUAAGAUCUCGCCGUCGAGGGCCCGGCCUGCGAUAUCUACGGCGCCGAUCAUCUCCAAACUCAGCACCGCUGACAUCAUUGCCCUGCUGAAGGCGCAGGGCAUUACCCCGGACGCCAAGACGGUCCAGAAGCUGGGUCAGAUCUCGCUGACCUCGGCCGGCGGCGGCACCGGCACCAGCGGCAACGCCAUCAUCGACCGCUUCGACGACAACCUGUCGGCGCCGAAGGUCUUCUGCUACGUGUCGAGCUGGGCGCGCGACCGGCCUGGCCGCGGCCGGUUCUCGCCGGCAGACCUGGACCCUGCCCUCUGCACGCACGUGGUCUGGGCCUUCGGGUCGAUCCGCCAGGGCAAGAUCGAGCUGCCGUCGCCGGACCAGGACUCCAGGGACGAGGACAGCGACUACCAGCAGCUGCUGCGCCUGCGGGACGCCAACAACAAGCUCAAGAUUUUGUUGGCGUUGGGCGGAUGGUCUGCCGGACCUGAGCCCUUCCAGGAGCUCACUUCCAGCGACUACAAGAUGAACAACUUCGUGUACGAUACCGUCGACUUCAUUCGCAAGAAGAAGCUGGACGGCAUUGACGUGGACUGGGAGUACCCCAGCGGCUCCAAGGACCGCUCGGCCUACAGCAAGCUGAUUCGCGAGUUCAAGCUGGCUUUCGAGGGCGAGGCGGCCUCGAGCAAGAAAUCGCGUCUGCUGCUGACAGCCGCUCUGCCGGCCAGUGCCGAAGCUAUCUAUUCCGGUUACGACGUUCCGGAGAUCGCCAAGCACCUCGACUUCAUGAACAUCAUGACGUACGACUUCCACGGCAACUGGGACAGCGUGGUGGGACAUAACGCUCCGCUCUACCCACUGGAGACAGCCUCUAGAGACGAGUCCAAAAUGAGUGUGGACUACGCGGCGCGGGAGUGGGUGAAGGAGGGCGCGAUGCCGGAGAAGAUGCUGAUCGGCAUGCCGACGUACGGUCGCACGUACACGCUCAACAACAGCGUCGAGUACGACAUCGGCGCCCCUGUCAUGGAUGGCGGCAAGCCGGCCCGGUUCACGCGCGAGACCGGCUUUGCCAGCUACUAUGAGGUGUGCGACUUCCUCGAGCGCGAGAACACCACCCUCAUCUGGGACAACGAACAGAUCGUGCCGUUCGCCAUCAACGGCGACCAGUGGGUCGGGUUCGACGACGAGCGCUCCCUCACGGCCAAGGUCGAGUGGCUGCGUGACCUGGGCUUCGGGGGCGUGAUGGUGUGGGCUGCCGAUCUGGACGACUUCCGCGGCGCCUGCGGCAACGGACCGUAUCCGCUUGUCAACGCCAUGCAGGACGCACUGCAGGGCUACCGCGUCGAGUACACGUACGACGGUGGCGCCGCCUUCAAGCCAGGCAAAAAGGCCGACCCCAACGAAGUCGUGUGUGACAAUGCGGACGGCGAGGUGACCUUCCACCGGGACGCGCUCGACUGCAAGCACUACUACCUGUGCCAGGGCUCGGUGCGCCACCACAUGCCCUGCCCCAGCGACCUGGUCUUCAACGAGGAGCAGUCGGUGUGCGACUGGGCGGAGAACGUCGAGGCCUGCUGGGCCUUCACGGUUCCGCCGCCGGCAGUGUAGCCGCCGCUGCUGCCACCUGUGGAGCGACGCGAACACUGGUGGUUGCAGCGCUGGUCGUGCGAAGCGCUGCUGGUGACGCGCUGUCACGAGGCGGAGACCGUGGAGAGAUUCGGGUCCCCGACGAAGGACGGAGGCAUUCCGGGGGCGCAGGCUGCCUGUGGUUUUUGCCAGUGAUAUCUGCCGCGAGAAAUGCCAAAAGUGAAAAGAAGCGUGCCUGUUCUUGAUCCUGUUCAAAUAUAUCGUACGUAGAUGGCAGGACAAUGGCAUGCCAGGCGCGUUCUCCGAGUUGUGGACGUUCGAUUGUCAAACAUUUCACAUUGUCUCUUUAUGCAAAGCACAUAAAAUAUGUAUCAACCGAAUAAGUCGACUUGCCAGCCUGGUUUUCCAUGCAUGCUGCAAAUACUUGGUUCCUGCACCUGGUUUCCAUGGAACAUCUCAUGCAUUUUCUAGAGCCUCUUUCGGUAUCGGACCAUUCUGAGCGUAGAAACACCCACCAGAUCGUGUGAAGUUAGUGUUGUCUCAAACAGCAUAGGCAUAUGCGGUAGGGAUGAUGACUGACUAGAGUUAAGAGCCAUAUUGGGAUACGUCACUGCUUCCUCGCAAGCCCGGUGAUAGAUCCCCUCUUCCCUUCUCUCCCACCCCCCCCCCCCCUGCCCACUAUAUAAGUGCUAAUCCCACGAAGCAAACGCACAGACCUUUAGAGGGAAAGUAUUAGUGUUUGAGUGUGUGAUUCGUAAGCGAUUGGGGGCUGGUUCCAUACAUUAAUUCGAAACGUGAGACAUUAGAAAAGCAUGCGAUUGACAUCAUUCGCUUCCCCGCAUUGUUUUUCCCGUUAAGCUCAUGCGCCCGCUGAAUUAAACCCGAGGCGUAGCUCGUUGUACAUAGAGCCGACCAAUGCGAACCCAGAGCGCGUCUAUUUAUGCACACGAGCGACAGAGGCGGGCCGAUGGAGAACGCCUGGUCACAGUGGCGCUCUAGUGAUGUGUGUCUCUGUCCGUGUGUGAGUGUAAGUGUUCUUGUCGGAGGGCGCGAGUCGGUCGAUACGCCAGGUCAAUACAGUGCGAUCAGGUACUCA